Molecule: messenger RNA, 519 nt
Organism: Macadamia integrifolia
Lineage: Eukaryota; Viridiplantae; Streptophyta; Magnoliopsida; Proteales; Proteaceae
Exons: 3
Coding region: 111-353 (80 amino acids)
Source: RefSeq, a predicted model, not a curated record
CUUUUAGAUACCACAGGGGCAAAAACUUGAACUUUCUGUUUAGGGUUUUCAGUUCGACUGUUUGCGAAGGAAGGAGAGGUAGCAGCGCUGAACAGUUAAAUUAGGGGGAGAUGUCGAAGAAGAACAGCUUAUCGCGACGGAAGAAACAGUACGAAUUCGACCUACAAAGAGAGAAAGAAGAGAAAGAGAAGAGGCAAAAAAAAUUCCAGAUGAAAAAGACUAAGAUGAAAAUUGAUGGUAGUGGGAAGAAAAAGAAGGGUUCGGGUGGCUUUCAAGUUGGGAAGAAAAAAGUGAAGACCAAAUUGACAGCAUUGGCAAAGGCUAAAGCUGCCCAAGCAAUGGAGGUUGAAUAAAUUUCAGUUUUUGGAAAUGGGUAUUGUUCAUAUUGUAGGAUCUCUUUUGGGUUCUAAAGACAUUCUCACUUUGUAACGUAAACGAGGAAAUUUCCAAUUUUCUGAUGUCUCACUGUUUGUUGUUUACAUUUUAACUCCAAUAGGAAACUUUUGUUGGUUAUGGUCA